ACGCCAGUAGAGCGGCGGCAGCGACGACCGACGGUGUGUGAAAAAGUUUUGUAGCGAAAAUGUUGCCCUGUAAAAAUUGCCCGUGACUAGUUGGAAUAGUUUUUAAUCCGUUUUAGGCAGCGCAUUUCCGACCGAAAGUGGACGUACGGAUGUGGAUCGCACUCGAAGUCGGCCCGUGAGCUAGUGCAACGCAACCAUCCGCUGUGAUUUCCGGGCAAAGUUCAGCAAAUCUCUGCAGAGCCCCAAUCAACUGCUGAUCACAAAGAGGAUUUAAAGCACUGCAUCAAGAGAAGCUUUUGGAAAUCCGGACAUCAAUAUUCACUAAGCUGCUUACGAUUUUAGCUGACUGGUAGAGGCGCUUUUUUAAGACUAGCUUAAGAAAGAUCAUCCCGGCGAGAACUACUAGCACCAUGGGGAAGGAAUUGCUGAACGAUAGCUCUUUUUGCCAACAGUUAGGAGCGACACUAGUUCGCAAUUUUAAACUUAAAAUUAGAGACUCUAGGAAAACGAUUGCCGAAGUAUUCCUACCACUGUACACACUUGGCACCCUGAUCGUACUGAAGAUACUGAUUCCUAAUCCUAAUUUUCCCGCCAUCACCGAACCACGUGGCGCGGCAUCACUUUUCGAACAUUUUCAGCACUACAAAGCCCACACCAUCGCGGUACUGCCGCAGCCAAAUUCGUCGUCAACUGUGCAAUUCCUCGACGCAGUAAACGACCUAUGGAAGUCCAACCGGCAUCACAGCGCCGGUCUCCAUCCCAUCAAGUGGAACCUUUACGAUUCGCAAGAGGACCUGCUGGCUGCAUACUGGCGCGACCCGGACAAAAUGCCACUGGCCUUGAUUUUCCACAGCGAUGACCCCAUGUACGGCCAGCUGAAGUAUGAAAUCCGCACCAAUCCGUCAUUCUUCGUGACACCAUCGACGACGGAGCUUUUCUCGUCUCUGGUCACGUGCAGACAAUCAGACAGCUACUGGUCGGCCGUAAUACCGAUCGAAACCGGCGACUCCUGCCCGGUCAACCAGUACUACUACUCGGGGUUCAUUGCACUGCAGACGCUGCUGGAUUACACCAAAAUCAAGAUCGUGACACAAAACGACGACAUACAGAUACCUCACAUCACGCUGGAGAUGUUCCCCAAAGAAUCCUAUACGGGUAAUUGGAUGGUUGCGUUUAGACUAGUGAUACCUAUCUAUAUGGUGAUGGCCCUGUCCCAGUUUAUCACAUAUCUGCUGAUACUGAUUGUCGGCGAAAAGGAGAACCACAUCAAGGAGGGCCUGAAAAUAAUGGGCUUGCGUGACUCGGUCUUCUGGUGCGGUUGGUUCAUUAUCUACGCCGUAUUUGUCACCUUUCUGACGUUCGUGUCCGUGAUUUUGCUGUUCUCACUCGGUGUUUUCCAGCAUACCAACUAUCUGCCGGUGUUCAUUCUGAUUUUGCUGUACAGUUUUUCCGUCAUACUGAUUGGAUUUAUGAUUACGCCGUUCUUCGACAACUCGAGGACCGCCGGCAUCCUGGGCAACUUUGCCGUCAACAUCAUGUCGCUGCUGUACUUUCUGCAGGUGUUCAUCGACGAUACGCACACUUCGGCUGCCUUGUGGACCGUUUCGCUCAUAUCGCCGACGGGUUUUGCCCUGGCCAUGGACAAGAUCCUGGUGCUGGACAUCUCCGGCCAAGGCGUCACGCUGGACAAUCUGUGGACCGGUCCGGGGAUCCCGAUCGGCGGAUCGAUUCUGAUGCUGGUGGUAGACAUCCUGCUGUACGCCGGAUUGGCAUUCUACUUUGACUGCGUCAUACCGUCGGACCAUGGGACGAAGCAGCGGCCGUGUUUCUGCCUGAGUCGACAUUACUGGUGCAAGAAGAAAGUGCCAAAGGUGCCGCUGUUGAACGGGGAAUCGGCGAAUUCUUUCAACAAUCUGGACGAACAGGCGAGGGACGUGGAGCCGGUGUCGCGGGAAAUGCGAGGCAAGGAAGCCAUUAGGAUAGUCGAUCUGUACAAGACGUUCCAUUCGUGUCGGAAACCGGCGGUGAAUGCGGUUAACGGGAUCAACUUGACGAUCUACGAGGGACAGAUUACGGCGAUUCUGGGACAUAACGGAGCCGGGAAGAGUACGCUGUUCAAUAUUCUGACGGGGUUGACGUCGCCUACAUCGGGGACAGUGUACAUCUUUGGGUAUGAUAUCCGGGAUCCGAACGAUAUGACGAUGAUCCGGAGGAUGACGGGCGUGUGCCCACAGCAUGACAUACUGUUCGAGACACUAACUCCGAAGGAGCAUCUGUACUUUUUCGCGGCGGUGCGUGGAAUCGCCCCGAACUUGGUGGACAGUGAGGUGAAGAAGACGCUGAGGGAUAUCGAUCUGUUUGAUUCGGCAGAGACGAGGGUGAAGUACUUGAGUGGAGGGCAAAAGCGGAAACUUUCGGUGGGCAUUGCGAUCAUUGGGGAUCCGAAGAUUAUCAUUCUGGAUGAGCCGACGGCGGGCGUAGAUCCGUACUCGAGGAGGCAUAUGUGGUCGAUAUUGCAGAAUCGGAAACAUGGCAAAGUGAUCCUGCUGACGACGCACUUCAUGGACGAGGCGGAUAUAUUGGCGGAGAGGAAGGCGGUCGUUUCGAGAGGCAGGUUGAGGUGUUGUGGAUCGUCGUUGUUCUUGAAGAACAAGUUUGGAAUUGGGUACCACUUGACGUUGGUGCUGGAUUCGAAUUCGUGCGAGGUGGCGAUUACAAAGUUGGUGAAUGAGCAUGUGGCCAAAGCGGAAAAGGCAAGACGCCAUGGGCGAGAGCUGAGCUAUAUUCUACCGCACGAUGCGGUAAACUCGUUCGUAUCGUUGUUUGACGAUAUAGAGCAGGAGAUCAAGACGAAACAAAUGAAUCUGGGUAUUUGUUCAUACGGAGUGUCGAUGACGACUUUGGAGGAGGUUUUCCUGCAUUUGGAGACCCAGAGGGAGGAAGAGCAGAAGGUGGAAACAGAGGAUGACGACGAGCAGGACAGUGGCUAUGCGGUGGACAGCUUGAGUCGAAAAGUCAUGAAGAACCGAGCAUUGCCGAGGAGUCUGUCGCUGCAGGAACGGAGCAAUAGCUAUCAAUCGUUGAAGAAUGAUACGAAGAAUUUGCUGGAGGAACAGAAUCUUGAUAAUAAGAUUUCGCUGCCGGACAAUGGACUGGAUUUCGAUACAAUCAUACCGAUCAAUGGACUGACGAACGACGUUGAGGUUGUACAGAGUGAGAAGCAUUCGGCGGGGGUGUCUCCGAGCAUGAAGACGCAGCGCAAACGGCAGCACAGUAGAUCGCGCAAUGGAGUUAGCAAGAGCACCAAGAGCGUCUACGAGGAUGCCGCCAAUAAUUCGUCGUCGGUUGUGAAGCUAAACAGUCAAAACAAGACCAACUGGAUGGACUUGGAGGACAUCGUGCUGAAGCCGUCUUGUAUGAACACCAUUGUAGCGCUGCUGAAGCUUAGAAUUACAAUACUCUUUCGUGACAUUCAGCGUCUCUAUCUGUUAAUCAUAUUACCCCUAGCGUUUACGGCAUUAGGUUUAUACUUGAACUCGAUCCAGGUGAUUUCGCCGGUGAUGCGUUCAAUACUCCUAGAUAAUACAACGUACGGUAGCAAUAUUACCAAGAUAGCAGUACAUGAUAAUACCAAUAGACUGUUUUCGCAACAUAACCUCUACCAUCAUCUUCUGCAGCAGCAGCAGCAAUCAUCUCCCUCGCCUCUGCUGCUCCAUCAGAAGCACCAUCAACACCUGCACAACGCUCAGCAGCAAUCCAAAGAAGCAUCAUAUCUCUACCAUCAUUUCAUUGCCGAACUGAAGCAAUCGUCGAACGUCACCGAAGACUACAACGGCAACUUCUCGUUACUACUGGACAUUGCACCCCACAUGGCCGCGUUCAACAUCAAUUCAAUAUCAUCGACGAAUGUGUCAAUAACUACCUUGUACAAUGAUACCACUCAGCAUAGUCUACCAAUAAUAUUAAACCUAAUUAGCAAUAGCCUGAUGCGAAUAUUUGUCGAACUAAACCAGCAGUCCAUCUACCGGCACCAAAGAAUCAACUACGUCGACGAACGUGUCGCUGAAGAUCCGUUCGAUUCGACCUCCUCAAUCACCCCUCCCUCGACGGCCUCGCCGGAGUCGAUCCUCAACAUCGAACUUCGCUCUCAUCCGUUCCAGCAGACGACCCAACCGCAGGAGUUCAACAUCGGUACCUUCUCGUCGGCGCUGUUUGUCGGAAUGAUCUUCGUCCUCAUUCCGGUCUCGCUCGCCGUCGAUAUGGUGUACGAUCGGGAGAUGAAGGCCCGCAACCAACUGCGCGUCAACGGGCUCUCCUCGGCUCUCUACCUGUCGGCGUACUUUAUCGUCCUGUCCGUGCUGAUGGUGCUGAUUUGUGCUGCCCUGCUUGGGCUGGUGUUUCUGUUCGAUAUCCCGUCCUUCCGGCAGCCCCCGGCGCUGAUCACCCUCGGAUUGCUGGUGUUCCUGUACUCACCGGCUGGGAUCCUCUGUUCGACGUGCUUUUCCUACUUCUUCGAUCGGACUGACUCGGCGCAGUCUAUUCUACCGAAUAUUCUAACCUUCGUCGGAUUGAUUCCUUUUAUAUUGGUAGUGUUUUUAGAUAUGCUAGGAAUUGAGGUAAAAGCAGCGUUUGCCUUACACUUUGUGUUUUCGCUGAUCAACCCGAUGUACAUCCCGUAUGCCACGGUGUACUUCGUCGAUCGGGUUUACAUCGCAUGCCAGCUGAGCUCCGCCUGCGCAGAACUUUCGAUGGCUCACUACAUGACCGAGGAGAUGAUCGUCAUGGCCUGCGGUUGUCUGCUACAUAUCCCCAUUUGGGCAUUCUGCCUGCGAGUGUCGGACGUAAUGAAGAGCGGUGGCCGCGUACGAGACCUGUUCCAUCGCACUGCGAGCGAAGAGGACGUGAUGGCCGAGGAUCAAUGCAUCGGCGAGCAUGAGGAUGAAGACGUUCGGAACGAACGGUCCAAGGUAUUCCGGUUGACCACUCAGGAUCAAACCGGGCAGACCCAACCAGUGGUCGUGGUGAAGAGCUUACGAAAGGAAUUCUCACAGGAAUCGCUCUGUGGGAACUGUUGCUGCUGCGCAGACGACGAACCUCCCCGCAAAAAAGUAUCCGUGCGCAGUUUAUCGUUUACAGUGGAUGCUGGUGAAGUGCUGGGUCUGCUGGGUCACAACGGGGCGGGCAAGACGACCACCAUGAAAAUUAUGACGGGCGAAACGGUACCCACGAGGGGGACAGUUCGCGUUGCCGGCCACAGCAUAACCAUCAACCAGGACGACGCGUUCAAAACGCUGGGCUACUGUCCGCAGCACGACGCACUCUGGAAGAACAUUACCGUCCGGGAACACCUGGAACUGUACGCUCGCAUUCGUGGGGUAUCGAGAAAGGACAUGAACCGGCUGAUUACCACCUAUCUCAAGGGACUGCACAUAAGCGAGCAUGCCAACAAGCAAACGCAACACUGUUCCGGCGGAACCCGUAGGAAACUUAGCUACGCUAUGGCGAUGGUUGGUUCACCGAAGGUGGUCCUGCUGGACGAACCAUCCACCGGGAUGGAUCCUAAAUCGAAGCGAUUCCUGUGGGACACCAUCCUGGCCAGCUUCCACGGAAAGCGUUGCGCCAUGCUGACGACCCACUCGAUGGAGGAAGCGGAUGCUCUUUGUUCACGUGUCGCAAUCAUGGUCAAGGGGGAAUUGAGAUGCCUCGGUUCGACGCAGCACCUGAAGAACCUGUACGGUGCGGGGUACACACUCGAGAUCAAGCUGAAGCAUAUCGAAAGUGUGUACAGCGAGACGCCGAUCGAGAGCCAACCCAGCAGCAGCCAGGAGCAGUUGCAGCUCGAUCAGAGCAGCGUGGACCACAUCGGGCCGGUGCCGGUCAUCAGCAACUGCAUCGACAACCGAUCGAUGGCGUUGCGCAACUUUGUGACUGAUCUGUUCCCUAGUGCCACCCUGGAGGAGAGCUUCGCCGAUCGGUUGGUGUACUCGGUGCCCCAGCAGGCAGUCAGCUCGCUGGCCGAGUGCUUCUCGCGGCUAGAGAAAGCCAAGACGGAACUAGACAUCGAGGAAUACUCGUUCAGCCAAACCACCCUGGAGCAGGUAUUCCUGAAGUUUGCACAUUACGACGAGGAGACGUCCAGUGUGCAGUAGUUUUUCCCCUUCUGCUCGCCCUCAUCGGAUGCUGAUGAUGACGACGACGACGACAAAAA
Ochlerotatus camptorhynchus is the source of this 6208-nucleotide messenger RNA. Its product is annotated as cholesterol transporter ABCA5-like. Gene Ontology annotation, molecular function: lipid carrier activity; ATP hydrolysis activity; ATP binding. Gene Ontology annotation, biological process: lipid transport; transmembrane transport. The transcript has 12 exons. NCBI's taxonomy places the organism in Eukaryota, Metazoa, Arthropoda, Insecta, Diptera, Culicidae. Gene Ontology annotation, cellular component: intracellular membrane-bounded organelle; membrane. The record is from RefSeq and is a predicted model, not a curated record. The coding region runs from base 411 to 6149 and encodes 1912 amino acids.